UGGAAGAUCUGCCUUCUGAGGGUUGGGAGGGCUUUGCACUUUGCAGGAUCUGAGUCCAGCCAUUGUAGGGUCAGAGGCACUAAAGGAUUUGUAUGCUUGUGAUUGAGAUCUAUAUCUUCUUCACCAUUUGGCAUUUAUAGGUCUUCCUCUCCUGACAGGAUCACAACAUAAAUCCGCCAUGCCUCUGGGAACACCUGCCCCCCUAAACAAGCGGAAAAAGCCCUCCAAGAUCAUAACUGACCUAUCGCAUAUCAGUCAGAAUGAGUUUGAAGCAGAGCCAGAGGCAUCAGAGCUGGACCUGGGAAAAAAGAUCAGGACUCCCAGAGACAUAAUGCUGGAGGAGCUGUCGCUGAUGAAGAACCGAGGCUCAAAGAUGUUCAAGAUGAGGCAGCAGAGAGUCGAGAAGUUCAUCUAUGAGAACAACCCUGAUAUCUUCAGCAACGAUUCAAUGGACAACUUCCAGAAGUUUGUUCCCUCUCUGGGUUGUCAGCUGGGAGGUCAAAUAAUAAAUGUUGGUGGGCACUUUGUGAGCAAAGAGUCUGGACAUCCAUAUUUAGGAGCCAUGUCGGCAGGAGGAGGAGCCCCAGUGCCUCCUCCAAAGCCUGGAAGCAAAGGAGCUGGAGCAGGAGGAGCAGGAGGAGCAGGUGGUGCUGGAGGGGCUGGAGGUGCAGGAGGGCUGGGCGGGGAUGACAAAGGGAGGAAAGAAGAUGGAACGAGCGGGUCUUCACUAAAAGGAAGUGGAAAAGAUGGAACUAAAAUGCAGAUCCACAUGAAGACUUACGUGUCUCCAUGGGAGAAGGCCAUGAAGGGCGACGAGAACCUGCUGGCCACUCUAAAGUUUGGAAUGCCUGGCCCCAUUGAAUCAAACGAACUCCGCAAAUUCAAGUGCUUCAACAGGAUGGCCAUGCCCUUUGGCGGCUUUGAAAAGGCCAACCAGCUCAUGAAAUUCCAGCUGCCAGAAACUGAGGUGACCAAACCGGAGCCCGAACCUGCAGUGGUGUACCAACAUGACAUUGGCUGCCGACCCUCCUUCAAUCGUACUCCGAUUGGCUGGGUGUGCAGCAGCGAGCCCAGCAGCAUCCACAUGGAGACAGAUGCCGUGCCCUUUGAUGGAGAGACCGACGAGCUGUGAAAACCCAAUCAUACUGUGAUUACACUCACUGUGCACAUACACACAAACAUGAGCCUGACUGGAUGGAUAAACGUCAGCAUGCACUCAGUAGGCGAGCUUAAAAUUCUGUUGUAAUAAUAUUAACGAGUUUGAAUGUCCGAAUGUGAAUACCUGAAAGUGUACAUGACUUGCAGUCGUGCCUCGCUCUGUAUUGGGUUGUAAGUCAGAUACAAAGCUGCAAAGCUUAUGAUAAAUCACCAAACGCUAUUUUAUCAAGCUUUAGUGACAGCUUUGUCAGAAAAGUUGAGAAGUCAGCGAUUUUCUUUAAGAGGAAAGAAUGAAUUACGUGUGAAGAUGGAGAUUCCCGCUGCUACUUUUGUGCAUGCUCCCUUAAUGAUAAUCGCCACAUGUGUUGUCUCCAUUUUGUCUUUUUUUUUUUCAUGAUUUUGAUUAAUUGUAGAAGUAUAAAAACACCACAGUCAUGUUUAAUUUGGUAUGCAAGCUUUUUUUGAUUCCUGUGCCAACAUAAUUUUGCCACGGUAAACUUGAACUAUUUUUUUGAUGAGUGAUAAAAUAGCUUAAAAGGGUUUAUCAAUGCAUUUAACGAAUCAAAUAAAAGAAAACAUACACAGCAUCUACUCCAAAGUUUGAGAAGUUUGAUAAUUGUAUGCAAAAAUAUUAAAAAUUAUUGCAAAACUAAGUCCAUAUAUGCUAAAUUGACAGAUUUUUUUUAAACAGGCACAGCAACAAAUUAAUAGAAAUAUUUAAACUAGAGCCUGUACACAGGCUGCCUAAAAAUAAAAACUUAAGUAGAAAGACGAUUUGUUUUAUUAUGCUAUAAAUUCCUUGUGUAAAGCUCUGUGUUAGUUUAGUUUGGUUGAUUUUGAUGUGAAGAUUGAACUUCUUAAGGUAAUCAGUCAAAUCUAUAACUCUAAUUAAACUUCAUUAAAAGUACACAAUCUUUUAAAAAUGUAUAUUUUAUGAUUAAACUAAAACAUUGUUACUUUCAGCAUAUGUUGUGUGGCUUUGUGAAACAACUUUGUCCCAGUAAAGUGGAAAACUUGUCUUGGUGCAACAGAUAAGAUGACACUGAAUGCAUCGUCUACAGAGAACGCCUGCGUACACGCUAUGACCUGUGUUGACUUUACCAGAGAUUUCUUUACAAUCGUAGUAGCACAUUGUAAAGAAAUCCCUUAAAUCAACAUGAUCAGCUCUGAUGUGUUCUGAAAUGUUAUGUUGACUUCUGAGAAAUACACCAACCUCCAGUGACCAUGAAAAAUGAAUAAGAAAAUAAAGGAAAAGUGUUGUGAUUUAUUUUUA
Molecule: messenger RNA, 2431 nt
Organism: Nematolebias whitei (Rio pearlfish)
Lineage: Eukaryota; Metazoa; Chordata; Actinopteri; Cyprinodontiformes; Rivulidae
Gene: myoz1a
Product: myozenin 1a
Exons: 6
Coding region: 179-1132 (317 amino acids)
Cellular component (GO): Z disc; actin cytoskeleton
Molecular function (GO): FATZ binding; actin binding; telethonin binding
Source: RefSeq, a predicted model, not a curated record